GCUGGGAGUUGUAGUUCCGGGGGUGAGGUUCUGCGUUAUCGUGUACACUUUUGGAAACCAAACUUCAAGUUAGAGAAGUUGCUUGAUGGCUCCACCCUCCUCACGGCUGGAGAGAAUUAAAGAGGAGGCGGGCCCAGUGGCCAGCUCUCUGAACCGCUACCGGCGAUGCUGUUGCUGUGGAUGUGGAUGAUCGCGGCCUCGGGGGUGGCUGCGCCGGCCCCCGGGUCGGAGGGGCAGAGGCCGCGGGCAGCUGGGGCGCCCAACGUGGUGCUGGUCGCGAGCGACGCCUUCGAUGGAAGGCUAACAUUUCAUCCAGGAAGUCAAGUAGUGAAACUUCCUUUUAUCAACUUCAUGAAGACGCACGGCACUUCCUUUCUGAAUGCCUACACCAACUCUCCAAUCUGCUGCCCGUCACGCGCAGCAAUGUGGAGUGGCCUCUUCACUCACUUAACACAAUCUUGGAAUAAUUUUAAGGGUUUGGACCCAAAUUAUACAACAUGGAUGGAUAUCAUGGAAAAGCAUGGUUACAGAACACAGAAAUUUGGAAAACUGGACUAUACUUCAGGACAUCACUCCGUUAGUAAUCGUGUAGAAGCAUGGACAAGGGACGUUGCUUUUUCACUCAGGCAAGAAGGCAGGCCGAUGGCUGACCUCAUCCCCAACAAGAAUAAAGUGAGAGUGAUGGAAAAGGACUGGAAGAUUAUAGACACAACGGUUGAUUGGUUAAGAACAGAAGGAAUUAAUGACACGAAACCAUUUGUUCUCUACUUGGGUUUAAAUUUGCCGCACCCUUAUCCUUCACCAUCCUCAGGAGAAAACUUCGGCUCUUCAACAUUUCGUACAUCUCUUUAUUGGCUUAAAAAAGUAUCUCCUGAUGUCAUCAAAAUCCCCAAGUGGUUGCCUCUGUCAGAAAUGCACCCUGUAGAUUAUUAUUCUUCUUAUACAAAAAACUGCACUGGGAAGUUUACAGACAAAGAAAUUAAGAACAUUAGAGCUUUUUAUUAUGCGAUGUGUGCUGAGACAGAUGCCAUGCUUGGUAAAAUUAUUUUGGCGCUUCGCCAGCUAGAUCUUCUUCGGAAAACUAUUGUCAUAUACACUUCGGACCAUGGUGAGCUGGCCAUGGAACACCGGCAGUUUUAUAAAAUGAGUAUGUAUGAAGCCAGCGCUCAUGUUCCACUUCUGGUCAUGGGACCAGGUAUUAAGGCCAACCUACAAGUGCCAAGUGUGGUUUCCCUUGUGGAUAUUUACCCUACUAUGCUUGACAUCGCUGGAAUUCCUCUGCCUCAGCACCUGAGUGGAUACUCUUUGUUGCCGUUAUCAUCAGAAGAGGUUAAGAAUAAACAUAAAUUUACAAACUUCCAUCCACCCUGGAUUCUGAGUGAAUACCACGGAUGCAAUGUGAAUGCUUCCACCUAUAUGCUUCGGACCAACCAGUGGAAAUACAUAGCCUAUUCUGACGGUGUUUCAGUAUUGCCGCAACUGUUUGAUGUUUCCUCAGAUCCAGAUGAACUAACAAAUGUUGCUACAAAAUUUCCAGAAAUUACUCAUUCCUUAGAUCAGAAGCUUCGUUCCAUUAUAAACUACCCUAAAGUUUCUGCUGCUGUCCACCAAUACAAUAAAGAGCAGUUUGUCCUAUGGAAACAAAGUCUGGGCCAAAAUUACUCAAAUGUUAUAGCAAACCUCAGGUGGCAUCAGGACUGGCUAAAGGACCCGAGGAAGUACGAAAGUGCGAUCAACCGGUGGCUUAAAGCCCACAGGACUCCAAAAACAGUUUGAAGAAAAUAAGAAAAUAAUGCUCCAGAGCUACAUAGAAAUAUGUUAAUGUUGGGGCUGGGGAUUUAGCUCAGCGGCAAAAGCACCUGCCUGCCAAGCGCAAGGUCUUGAGUUUGGUUCCCGGU
Chinchilla lanigera (long-tailed chinchilla) is the source of this 1898-nucleotide messenger RNA. It is a transcript of the gene Arsk, whose product is annotated as arylsulfatase family, member K. The coding region runs from base 166 to 1776 and encodes 536 amino acids. The transcript has 8 exons. The record is from RefSeq and is a predicted model, not a curated record. Lineage: Eukaryota; Metazoa; Chordata; Mammalia; Rodentia; Chinchillidae.